Parathielavia appendiculata is the source of this 4597-nucleotide messenger RNA. RefSeq lists its product as uncharacterized. Gene Ontology annotation, cellular component: chromosome, telomeric region. The transcript has 2 exons. The record is from RefSeq and is a predicted model, not a curated record. NCBI's taxonomy places the organism in Eukaryota, Fungi, Ascomycota, Sordariomycetes, Sordariales, Chaetomiaceae. Gene Ontology annotation, biological process: telomere maintenance. Bases 273 to 4211 code for a protein of 1312 amino acids. Gene Ontology annotation, molecular function: DNA binding.
CUUCCCCAUCGCGUCGUCGCCGUCAUGUUGGGGUUGGAGCUUGUCGCGCUUUCUGGAGCCGAUCUGUUCGCAAACAUAGCAACCACCUUUCACCUCAAAAUAAAUAACCGAGGUAGUGCGAGCUGGUGACCUCCAAUCUCUGGAAAGACCUUUCGUUUUUUUCCUUUUCCCUACCAUUUCCAGCGAGACUGGCAAAUGUUGUAGAAUCUCAGCACACUUUCCGCGGUCCCGAUCCAAUGACAUAGCUGCUCUCUCCCUGCGCUCGAUGCAAAAUGGCGGCGGUCAACGGCGACAGCGCUGCCAUGCUGGCGUCGAAAAUUCAGACGCCAAUUGCGCAACUCAAUCCUGAGUUGCCUGACCAGGCAUCGCGCGCUGUUCGUGGAGAGAUUACCAUUACAUGGCCCUACAACUCGGUCACCAAGAGGCUCGCCUUCCUCAUCGCGGAACCCGACGUACGUCUUCGUCGCGCCAAAGGACAAAUACGAAUAGAGCUCCAGGGCCCUAGUGCGAAAACCGCUUCUGAAUUGGGUCUGGGAGCCGGCGAUGAACUGCUGUUCAGCUUGGAUGGUGCCGAGUGGUCCAAGGAUGAGUCCCCGGGUCGCAUUCCCGGUGCGAGGGUCGAAUGGCAAUUGCAAUUCGAUCAGAACCUCAACCUCCAGGUCAAGUUCGGUGAAUCGGGCGAAGUAAAACACAUCAACAUUGACCAUCCCGCGCCAGAGCUGCCAGACGGCCAGGUGGCUGAUGCGCCGAUGGCAGCUACUCCUGACCCAGAGCCGAGCGUCCCCGAAAUCCCGACCACGGUUCGCAAAAUAUCAGAUCUCCCGCUGGAUGAAUAUCCCUCACCUGCCUUUGUCAAACGGGCUCGGCUUUCGUAUGGGACUCUGUUCGAGGGCGGUUUCGACAUCUUUGAGGAAGACGGUGGGAUCAAGCGCAAAGGCCGCAAGAGAACCAGAUUUGGGCGCGACAGCGGUGCAUGGCGCUACAGCAGCCAGUCACCAAACCGUGAGCCGACCUCACCUGGUCCGGACGCAAUGGAGGAGGAUGUGCCUAGAGAUGCGUCUCCCCAACCGUCACCGAAACCCCAGAUGAUGGACGAGGGCUGCCAGACAGUCGAGGUCGAUAUGCAGCAGGCUCCGGAUAUUGUCGAUGCCGUUCUCUCGCAGUUGGAGACGACGCCGACACCGGCCCCUCCACAACACUCGGCUGGCGCUGUGGGAGAAGAGAGGACCACGAUUCGUGGGGCUGAUAGGGUAUCCGUCAGCUCUGUCCCUGAAGAGGAGCCAAAUCCUGGGGUCUCAACGCAGAGACUUGCUCCAUUCCAGGACGAACCCCCCUCGACGUCAGGAUCGGAUCCUGACUUACAACGGCGCGAGCGUUCUCCGUCGAAAUCUGUAAAGGAGGGACCGGCCGCGGCGCAGCCGUCCACAACCGUUCUACGAACAAGUCCUCCAUCUAAAAGUGCCAGCGGGACUGUCGCAAGCACCCUGUCUGGCCCAAAGUCGUUGAGCUCCAGCUUCUUGUCCUUUGGCGCGAGUGCGCCCGCCCGAGUACAGUCGUCCCUGAGCCUAUCAGAUCAGGUCAGGUUCAGCUUUUCCCACAUCCCGCAAACUGCACGUUCUCCGUCUCCGGCAGUACCUGAACCUGCUCCGGAGCCAGAUCACCACGAGCAGGACCGGUAUCCGGCAUCCUAUCUUGACGACGCUCCAGCCCCAGCCAAGUUCGCCGAUAUGAACACCUACCUCAAUGCGGCAGAUGAGGAUAAUGAAAUGGUGGUACACGGCCAAACUGUGCCUCCACACCCACCUGCAGUCGAGCGCUUUGCUGACGGCCAGUGGGAGAUGUUGACGCAACCCUCGCAGUACAACCUCUUGGAGGGCGGUCAUUUCGACACGGAUGCCCUGGAAGAAAGGGCGAGGGUCAUGGCCGGACAGGCGUCGCUCCAUGCAUACACAGUGACUCCUGACAGGGCGCCAGACGGCUUUGCCAGCUACGGCCAUAAAGAUGUGUCCGAGAGACAUCAGGGGAACUCCUCACGCCAAGCACCCCUGCAUGAAGACGAGUCGCUUGUAGAGCAUAAGGACACAGUCAGUGGCGACGAGAUUGACGUUGACGAGGAGGAGGACGAAGAUGUGAAGUCUGAUGAGUAUGCAUAUGGAGAACAGAUCGAGGAGGGAGAUUAUGACCAGCGCAAUUAUGAGAACUACUCAGACGACGAGGAAGGCCUCUCGGAAGAGGAUGACGAGGUCGAGAUGGAAGCAGAAGAACGUUACGGCAAUGGAGAGAUGUACGAUGAAGAUGGCGAGGGCGAAGAGUGGGACGAGGAAGGAGACUACGAGAGCGAUGAGGACGAUUAUGACGAGGAGGAUGAAGAAAUGGAAGGCUAUCACCUUGGGAAACCUGCUGCGCCAGCGCCGUCGGGUGAGCCUGUCGUCAUCAGCCUCCUCUCAGACUCCGAGGACGAGGACGAGCCUUCCCCCGCCCCAAGGAAAUUCGAGCCUGUUCCUCAGCCAGCACCAGACCGCGAGACUCGAGCCAUUGGAGCCGAAAGCGUGUCAGAUGUUGCUGCGAGCGUUGCUGCAGACGAGCUCCUUCCGGAUGCAGAGGCGCCUUUACCGACCAUCCAGACGCCCGUCCAACAGGAGGCGGACAGACCAUCGACCGCUGCACAAGAACCGACCGUAGCGCAGCCGCCCCAGGAGGUACUUGACGCGGCCGAGGGCGAACCCGAGACCGCCCAUGCAGAGGCUGAGGACCAGGAGAAACCGGCAGACAAAACUGACAAUGCGGCCGCCGCCGCUGACAAGACCGAGGCCGACCUCUUGGCCGAGGCACGGAAACAUGCCCAGGAGCCGACCAAGUCAUCAACCGACGCGACCGCGCCGCCGGCGGAGCCCCAGCAGGCAACUGAUGACGACCUCCGGAUCGAUGGCAAAAGCCCUGACCAAUUGCAGAUUGUUCGAUCUCCCAAGUUAGCGACAGCUGACGCUCAAGACGGCGUCAUCCCGACUAACCUGCCUACCGUUGUGAGAUUCGACGAGGGCGUGUCUGAGGAUAAGCCAGUUCUGCUGUCUUCUCAGAUAGAAGACAUGGGGAAGCAGGGAGCGGGCGAAAUCGGCGAGUCUCUUGAGCAAAUGCGGGAGACGGAGAUAAUCCAGCGACACAGAAGUCCAGCAGCAGACGACGUUGAGGACGAAACGAUGAUUAUGGAACAGCUCACACAAGAACAACAGAACGCAGAAGCAGAGGGUCAAAUGCGCAGCCACUCCCCUUCUCCUGAUAUCAGCGUCCACCUCGCCCGGCAGGCCGUAGCAGCCAAGCGCCAUAAGAAGGCGCCCGAACCGAAUCGAACCAGCCCCAUAAUCACCCGCGCUCGCUCAAGCAGCCUCCGAUCGGACGCGACGCGCCACACCCCCGAGCGAGAGGAAGACGAGAGCGUGAACCUGGCGAGAGCAGCCCUCGCGUCGCCUUCCAAGCGCGAAGACGAAGAAGACAACUGCGUCAGUCUCGCGAGAGCAGCCCUUGCCUCACCGUCUAAGCACGGUGCCGUCGUCUUCGACGGCAUCGCAACGACCGGCCACCACCCUACUACCCAAACAAUCACCUCCCUCAGAGCAGACCUCACCAAGCGCCUGCGCAUCGACCUGCCGGAAUGCAUUCCGCUCAAGUCACUCGCCAAACACGUCGACAAGUUCUCCAACGCCAUCGCCGUCGUCACCUCCCAGCCGACGCAACCGACGCGUGCCAAGGGCGGACCCCGCGAGUACUUCAUGUCGUUCCAUGUCACAGACCCGUCGGCGGCGCCGUCGGCCAUGGUCGAGGUCCAGCUGUAUCGGCCGCACAAGGACUCGCUGCCGGCGGUGAAGCCGGGGGAUGUGGUGCUCCUGCAGCGGUUUCAGGUCAAGGCGCUGAGCAAGAAGGGGUGGGGGCUCAGGACGGGCGUGGAAAGCGCGUGGGCUGUAUGGGACGGAGGCCAUGGAGAUGGGAUUGGGGAUGUGGAUGCGGAUGCGGAUGGGGGGAGUCAGGCUGCGGCUGCUGCUGCUGCUGCGCCGCAAAUCAGGGGGCCGCCUGUUGAGGACUGGGAGGGGUAUGUGGAGUAUGUGAGGAUGUUGCGGGAGUGGUUUGUGUUGGUCAUGGGGGAUGAGGGCUUGAGAGGGAAGUUGGAGAGGGCGGAUCGGAAACUAGUGGAGGCGGGCGGCGGCGGUGGGAGGUGAGAUGAUUUUUUGUGGGCAGGAAUGGAUGUUCCUGUCUACCUCUCCGGGGAAGAGGAUCAAUCUUUGGAGGCGUUCGUUGAUCAUGGCGGUGGCAUCAUUUAGCAUUUAGCAGGUCGUGGCAUCCGGAACGGCUGGGCGACAUGGCUGGUACUUGACUGGUUCGACGGGUGCUGGAUGGCUCGCAGCGUACGUAGUGCGGGAGAUGGUCGUCGAUUUGCAAUCUAGCUAGCUGGCAAGAUGAAAAUCAGGGACUGCUCUUCCUGACCAUUUGGGUGGAAGCGGGACUGGAGCCUGUACAAGUACAAUCCAACCCUGGUUUGUUUGCCAGUGGAUGACCUGAGGAAGGUAAACAGGACAGAAUGUAAGGCUUGUAACAUUAUACGCUC